ACCAUACAUUCGCGUACUUUGUAUCGCUUUCGCCGUGCAUGCGAUGAUUUUUCGAGCCAUAUUUUCCUGAAUCAGUAGAUGCCAGAUGGUAUUUUAAGGUCAACAGAUCGUUAAGUGUGAAGAGCAAUAUGUAUGCAACGCUGUAAUUAUCUAAUCUGGAACCUUUAAUUCCUUGACCUUGAUCACCCGACCUUCGACCUCUGACCCCUGCGCUAUCAAGACUGAUGGAUGACUCGGUGCUCACUGAUGAUUCCAUGGAGAACUUUGAUGGGGAGCGGCCGAAGGGAGAGAGAUGGGCCCCUGUCGGCGCUGUUGCCCCCUCGCCCCCUACCAUCAUGGGCGAACAGAGUCAUGUUCACAUGGCAGAUCAGUUGAGAAAUCUCGAAGAGGAACAAGAUCAGUUGAAUUCUUCUCUCCUUGCACUCACUUCUCACUUCGCCCAAGUCCAGUUCAGACUCAAGCAAGUUGUGACAUCAGAGGGUGAAGAGAAAGAGGAUUUACUGAAGGAGCUGGAGGAAUUUGCUUUCAAAGGAUGUCCUGACGUCAGAGGAUCUAAAUCACAAGAUGCAAACACAUUAGAAGAUGAUUGCGAACGAGAGCAUGAGAGUAAAAUCACAGAGCAGAGAGAGAAGCAAGCAGAGCUCAUCAGCCAACUGAAAAAUCAACUGGAAGAUAUUGAGACGUUUGCAUAUGAGGAAGGGACUGGUAAUCUCCCUCACACAAAGGUGAUGGAGAAACAAGGCACCAUUAUUGAUCAGCUGAAGAACAAACUGGACCUCAAUCUGGAAGACUUUGAGAAACUCUCCACUGAGGAACUCAAACAGAGGGUCGACAGUGCCAUCGGGAGGAUCGUCAACCCAGCUAAGGUCAAAGAACAGGUGAUACACCAGCUCAAGAACCAGAUAGUUGAUCUGGAGAGAUUCAUCAACUAUUUACAAGAUGAGGCGCAAUCUCCUCUGGUCUUAUCAGCUAACGACGAGCUGUGUGAAUGUGAGGUCCACAAACUUGCCCCGCCUUCUCGUGAUAUCGAUGCUGGUUCUGACGGAGGAUCAGAUACCCAAUGCUGUACACAUCCUGGUGGUGUGAAAAACAGGAAGAAAGUCAAAGGAAAAACUAAAGAAGAACUUAAGAAAAUCAGAGAGUCCAACAUUUCUGCCAUGAAGAAAGCCCUUGCCGUCCUCCAGUAUAUCACGAUAUCACAGCUCGGUUGCGGGACGGACAGGAUGAAAGAAAGACCAAGGAGAGCAAAGGACGACAUUGGAGCAGAUUAUUAUGAUCUCUUGCAAAACUUGGACAAGGCUACAGAGCGAGUGAUUGAACUAGCACGGAAGAAACAGAUCCAAGAUGAGGAGGAUAGAGACUAUGCCAGCGACUCAUCCGAUAGCCCCGUAAGUCGGCCGCUUGAUGAUGUCACCAUAGCAGUCAGGAGAGAGCUCGCUCCAGCCUUGAGGGCGCUGUUCGAACAUGGAUUAAUCAGGAUGAGUACAAGUCAAGCUCUGAUGACACCGAUCACUGCUUGUCUUGCCCCCAGAAGUAUUGCAGGACAGACUGUCCACGCUUGGGAAGUCUUCAGCAAGUAUUUUGAGAUCAAGAAAGGAAAGCAGUUUGCCGAAUCACCCGCUCGUCGUCUCUCGCAAGCCUUCGACCUUGACAUCGUUGGCGGAACGGCCAUCACUUCACGACAGACGCUUCUCGCCGCCAUAGACCAUGUAGAAGAAACACAUGAACCACUCAGAAGAAGUCAUGAAGCUCGGUUCAAGGCGUUCGUCUGUCAAGCACUCAAUGAGCAGAAGCUUGCCUCUUGGUGCAGACUGGUAUGCAGGACACAUACUCUAAUGGAUAGCUUCUAUCAGUCAUGGAGUUACAUGUUAAGAUCAGGAUUUGAUGGUGGGAUUCAAAUAUUGGACAAACUUAGCGACAUCAAGUUCUGCCUGCCCGUUGAUCUUGCCAUUAAGCAAUUCCAGAAUAUCAAAGAUGCCUUCUAACCUGAUACAUCAACACGUUUUCUAACCCCUUCAUCUCGUAAGUGCGAACACACUGGUAGUCAUAAGUACAGCUGACUGUCUAAAUGCAAUAUGAACACAGGUCUCUGUGUAAUAGUGCUGAUGGAGAAUCGUGCUGAUUAGAAGAGAUGAUGAACACAAAUUAACACAUAUAUUCUGAUGGGUAGGUUCACACUCUUGGUCUACGUUUCUCCUUGCAAGUAUUGUAUGAACACAUUAGUCAUACAGCAAAUGUGUGUAUGCAGUUUGAACACACUUCUUCUGUAUCAUAGUGAUGAUGGACAAUCAUUCUGAUGAGAGGCGUUGAUACAAAGAAUGGAUGCCGUAUUACAAAUCCCAUCUAGGUAGGUUCACACUUUUAAUCGACGUUUCUCCUUGUGAGCAGAGUAUGAACACAGAAGUCAUACAGCCAGUAGUGUGAAUGCAGUUCUUUUGUGCUAUAGCGAUAAUGAACAACCAUAAUGAGAUGAGAUGUUGCACAGAGAUUUACUCAUCUCUUCCAACAGUAGGUUAAGCAUGUGAAUUCAUAGUGAUAAAUACCAGUAUACUAUUCUAUGUCCCCUCUUCUUAUUUUGCCGUAAGUGUGAACACGUCCAGGAUGUAUGGCCUAGGGGCCCCAUCUUACAAAGAGCAAUCGUAACAAUGGAAAUCCAUCAGUGUCAUAAUUUUUUCUACAGGAAAUUUGCAUAACGUCCUUUGUAAACAAAGGAGAACACACCAAAUUGUCAAUAUAUUAUACAUUACAUCUAGAAAAUUUUUCAAACAAACGUGCAUUUUAUAUGUUGACAUUGCUGGCUUUCCAUAGAUUGAUCUGCGAUUGAUAGGAGCAGUCGCAACUCUCUGUAAGACGGGGCCCUGUUGAUACUCUUGUGUCCUCCCUUUUUUUCUUCUCUUUCCUUUUUUUUAACUAUCUAAUUGAAAAAAAUAGAGGGCAAGGGGGAUCUUCCUCCCCCUUGCCCCCUUUACUGCUGCCCCUGUAAUGGACAUCAUCUCAGAUGUUUCGCAAUUUAAAAAUAAACUGUUGCCAAUUCGAUGACUGUUGCCAAUUUGAUCACUGUUCACUUGAAUAGUGAUUAAUUAUUUUCAUAAAAAUCUAUGGUACUCGUUGAAAAUAUGCAGCUUAUCCUGAGAGUAUAAUAUGAAGGUUGCCAAUUUAGGAAUUGAAAUGCUGUUAUUAUUAUCAAUAUCAUGUAUGAUGUUUGUCUUAUAAGAGUUGGACAUUGAUAUAUUUAUCAAGAAAAGAUCUCUCUUUACAUAAUUAAAUUGUGACUUUUCAAUGUGAAUUAUUUAGUUUCUGCAGUACUUCCAUUGUAAAUGAAAUGAACAUUUUAUUAUAAACAUUGAAUACAAAGAACUCCUAAUCACUACAUGUUAGUGGUGACUGAAUUUCAUGUAUAGACAGUUUUAACAAUUGAUUAAGUAACUGUGCUCACUGUUACAAUUGAAUAAUUUAAAAUCUUAUAUUUGAAUUGAAUUGUAAUGAAAUUCCAGUAGAUUUAGUU
Molecule: messenger RNA, 3505 nt
Organism: Lytechinus pictus (painted urchin)
Lineage: Eukaryota; Metazoa; Echinodermata; Echinoidea; Temnopleuroida; Toxopneustidae
Product: RUN domain-containing protein 1-like
Exons: 15
Coding region: 225-1985 (586 amino acids)
Source: RefSeq, a predicted model, not a curated record